Chlamydomonas reinhardtii is the source of this 2045-nucleotide messenger RNA. RefSeq lists its product as uncharacterized. The transcript is spliced from 7 exons. The coding region runs from base 126 to 1193 and encodes 355 amino acids. Lineage: Eukaryota; Viridiplantae; Chlorophyta; Chlorophyceae; Chlamydomonadales; Chlamydomonadaceae. The record is from RefSeq and is a predicted model, not a curated record.
CACUCUGGACUUCACUUGCUUACCACUGAGAAACGCCUGCAACAUCCUUGCAUCAGUUUUGCGCUUGGACCGUGCCUGGCUAGGUCAGCCUAGUGCUCGCACGCUUCAAUUUGUAGGCAGCCAUAAUGUCCACACAAGACCUAGAGGGCAAGACUGCCCUUGUGACCGGCGCAACCAGCGGCAUCGGCCUCGAAACCGCCGCGGCGUUGGCAAGUCGGGGGGCGAACGUGAUUCUGGGCGUGCGCAACACUAAAGCUGCGGAGGAUGUGGUGAAGCAGAUCCAGGAGCGGUACCCCGGCGCCAAGCUGGUGGUCGGGCCGUCCCUGGACCUUCUGUCCCAGAAGAGUGUGAAGGAGUUCGCGGACUGGGUCAACAAGACGUUCCCGAAGCUCGACAUCCUGGUCAACAACGCUGGUGUGUCCUUCAUGCAGCGCACCAUGACGCCGGAGGGUGUGGGCGGCAUCGCCCAGACCAACCACCUGGGCCCCUACACGCUCACGCGGCUGCUGGAGAAGAAGCUGGUGGCCAGCAAGGCGCGUGUGGUGACGGUGGCGUCGGUGACGCACCGCACCACGGUCAUGAAGGACGCAAAGGCCUUCCUCACGGACUGGCGCUCCGGCUACUACCAGCACUCCAAGCUGGCCAACGUGCUGUUCGCGUACGAGCUGCAGCGGCGGCUGGGCAACCACGGCGUCACCUCGUGUGCCGCGGACCCUGGCGGCGUGCGCUCGCACAUCUGGGACACCAGUCCCAUGUUCAAGAAGGGCUGGAAGAAGACCAUCAUCGACAUGUGCUACAGCCCGCCUGUGGACGGCGCCAAGGCCGUCAUCCACGCCGCCACCGUGGACUGGGCCAAGGACCGCCGCACCGUCAACGGCACGCCGGUGCUGCCCGCAGACGACCUGCGGUACUACUCUCGCGGCCUGUUCACGGCGCCCACGCUGUGUAACCUGGACGGCUACACCGGCAAGGGGUUCGGCACCGGGCAGCAGAUCAAGGGCACCCUGUGGGGCCUGUCCACGCUGUUCACCAGCCUGUGGGACUGGCCGCUGCGCAAGCUGAGCGGCGGGAUGCUGGGCGGCGCCACCAGGCCGGUGCGCUCCGCCACACAGAGCUACGACGCCAAGCUGGCGGCGGAGCUGUGGGACGCCAGCGCCGAGAUCGCCGGCGUGCCGGCGCAGCCCGCGGUGUAGAGGCCUCGCCACGCGGCAGGGCGCGGUUUGGGGCAGGUAGGCCCAGUGGGAACACCUGCGCGGUUGUUGGCGUGAGUUUGGGAUGGUAGUACGGCAUUGAGUAUGUGCGAUUGGGCGCAUGGCGAAGUUGGGGUGGCAUUGGCUGGCAGCGGUGGGCGGAGCUGUGGGGAGACGUAAGAGAAACGGUCCGACGCAUGGAGGUUUGCGUUGAGCGCUGCGCGUUGGCUGGCAAGUGUUGGCGUUGAGCAAACCAGCGCGUGUGCAGGGAUUGCGAGCUGCUGUGAAUGACAGGGUGUUGCUGGUUGUUGUGCGCUUGCGCAAAAUGCUACAAGAUGAAGCAGCGGUUGGGCCAGUGAGCAUACGCUUUGGGCGGCGACACGUGGGCAAUCUUGCAGUGGUGUGGCCCAAGGCGACAGGCGAGUCGCGGCAAUAGGCAGGUAGGCGUAAGGCGCAGCGCACCGCAGCAUAGGUGUGAGCAUUGGGAGACACGCUGUCAAGGUUGCUGCUACGUUGCUGCUGAUACGACUUGUUGGUUGGCGUGUGGCGUCCGAGUGAUGCGCGCCCUCCGUAGGGAAGUGCGUGUGGCAGAGGUGGUGUGGUGCAUCUGGUGCGCUCGCCCGGUGCUGGUCAGAGAAGCUCAGCCCGGGAGCCUGUUGCCGAAGGGAUUACUGUCUACAAUAAUCUGAAGGCGCAGGUCGACAAGGGCUAAGGUGUUCUGGAAGCUUCAGGGAGCGGCGGUUACGGUGGCCGGUGGACUAAGGCAAUCGAGCAACACGAUAGGAUUGCCCCCGCUGAACAUACGGUACACGGAUUGCAGGUCACACGCAUAUGCAAAUAUGCAAUUAAAAGCCG